GCGGGCGAUCAUGCGCAUGCGCGGCGCGCUUCCGCGGCCUGUCCGCCCCCGCGCUCCUGGGAGUGCACGUGGAGCGGCGCCUACUUCGGAGCGGCGGCUGGGCUUGUUCGGGUUUGGGUAGCAUGGGGCGCAAGUUGGAUCCUACGAAGGAGAAGCGCGGGCCAGGCCGAAAGGCCCGAAAGCAGAAGGGCGCCGAGACCGAGCUGGUCAGAUUCCUGCCUGCAGCGGGUGAUGAACAUUCCAAGAGACUGUCCAGUCGUGCUAGAAAGAGGGCAGCCAAGAGGAGGUUGGGGUCUGUUGAAACCUCUAAGACAAAUAAGCUCCUGGAGACCAAACCGUCCCCUGGAAAGCUACCAAAAGAAGAAAUCCAAACACCUGGUAAGAAGGGAACACAGUCCUUGUUUAACGCCACUCGAGGCAAGAAGCGUCCGGCACCAGCUCACAGCAGUGAUGAGGAAGAGGAGGAGGAAGGCUCUGAGGAGGAUGGCGAGGUGGAGGAGAGGGCCCUGUGGGGCUCAGAGGACAGUGAUGCUGAGAUGGUAGAUGACUAUGGAGCUGACUCGAACUCAGAGGAUGAGGAUGAUGCUGAAAAGUUGCUGCCUAUUGAAAGAGCUGCUCAGAAGCAGAAGGCUCGGGAAGCUGCUGCUGGGGGCCAGUGGAGUGAGGAGGACACUGAUGAAGAGGAAGAGGAAGAAAUGGCCCCUGAGUCAGGCCCCACAACGGAUGAAGCAGAUGGGGGCCUGCAGAUCAAUGUGGAUGAGGAGGAGUUUGUGCUGCCUCCUUCUGGGGAGAUGGAGCAGGAUGUCCAGGCUCCAGACCUGCAGCGAGUUCACAAGAGGAUCCAGGACAUAGUAGGAGUACUGCGUGAUUUUGGGGCACAACGGGAAGAAGGCCGGUCUCGUGCUGAGUAUCUGAACCGGCUUCAGAAGGAUCUCGCCACUUAUUACUCCUACGGAGACUUCCUGCUUGGCAAGCUCAUGGAGCUCUUCCCUGUGUCUGAGCUCAUAGAGUUCUUGGAAGCUAAUGAAGUCCCUCGGCCCAUCACCCUCAGGACCAAUACCUUGAAAACCCGGCGCCGAGACCUUGCUCAGGCACUAAUCAAUCGUGGGGUUAACCUGGAUCCCUUGGGCAAGUGGUCAAAGACUGGACUUGUGGUAUAUGAUUCUUCAGUGCCCAUUGGUGCUACUCCUGAGUACCUGGCUGGGCACUACAUGCUGCAGGGAGCCUCUAGCAUGUUACCCGUCAUGGCCUUGGCGCCCCAGGAACAUGAGCGGAUCCUGGACAUGUGCUGUGCACCUGGAGGGAAGACCAGCUACAUAGCCCAGCUGAUGAAGAACACGGGGGUGAUCCUUGCCAACGAUGCCAAUGCUGAGCGGCUCAAGAGUGUUGUGGGCAACCUGCACAGGCUGGGAGUCACCAAUGCCAUUAUCAGCCAUUACGACGGCCGCCAGUUCCCUAAGGUGGUGGGCGGCUUUGACCGAGUCCUGUUGGAUGCUCCCUGCAGUGGCACUGGGGUCAUCUCCAAGGACCCUGCGGUGAAGACCAACAAGGAUGAGAAGGACAUCCUGCGCUGCGCUCACCUUCAGAAAGAGCUGCUCCUGAGUGCCAUUGACUCUGUCAACGCCACCUCCAAGACAGGUGGCUACCUGGUGUACUGCACCUGCUCCAUCAUGGUGGAAGAGAACGAGUGGGUGGUGGAUUAUGCCCUGAAAAAAAGGAAUGUGCGGCUGGUGCCCACAGGCCUAGACUUUGGCCAGGAAGGUUUUACUCGUUUUCGAGAAAGGCGCUUCCAUCCCACUCUGCGUUCCACUCGGCGAUUCUACCCUCACACCCACAAUAUGGAUGGUUUCUUCAUUGCCAAGUUCAAGAAAUUCUCCAAUUCUGUCCCCCAGGCUGAAGCAGGAAAUUCUGGAAGCGGCACCCCUACAGACUUGAUGGGUCAGGAUACUCCCAAGUCUGAGAACAGCAGCCAGCCAGCCAAGAAAGCCAAAGUGGCCACCAAGGCAAAGCCAUCAUUGCAGAAGGGUCAGCGUCCCAAGAAGGCCUCCUUCCAGAAGCUGAAUGGCAUCUCUGAAGGGGCAGACUUGGAAUUGUCCACUGUACCUUCUGUCACAAAAGCCCAAAUGUCCUCCAGGCUCCAGGAUAGCAGUCAGCUCCCAGGAAAAGCUAAUGCGAACAGAGAACCAAAGACGACUGGGAAGCUAAAGGGACAGGCACGGAAAUUACAGUUCUCCAAGAAAGCUGCUUCCCUGAGACAGUCUGCCCGGCCCAAGGGCUGGGACUCUGGAAUACCUGCUGUGGUGUCCCUCUCUGAGACUCAGGCGAGCCCCAGGCUGAAGGAUCACGGUCAGACCCUUGAGAAGGCCAAAGGGGCUGGGAAGAAAGCCAAAUUCCAGAAAGAGAAUGGCACCCCCAAGGGCCCUCAGGUCCCCACUGUGUCCCCCCUCAGGUCCAGUCGGCCCCCACCAGCCAAGAAGAGGAAGCCUGCCCCAGGGGUCCACCAGCCACCGUUUUCUUAGCCGCUGAGAACUGGGGUGGCCUGGCUCACUACCACUGUCGCUGGGCUGGAAUGCUGCUUUCUGUUGUGACUUCCCCCCUGUGCAUACAUAUGAAAUUUAAUACACACGUA
Messenger RNA from Chinchilla lanigera (long-tailed chinchilla), 2629 nucleotides. RefSeq names its product NOP2 nucleolar protein (gene Nop2). Gene Ontology annotation, molecular function: RNA binding; rRNA (cytosine-C5-)-methyltransferase activity. The coding region runs from base 123 to 2519 and encodes 798 amino acids. The record is from RefSeq and is a predicted model, not a curated record. The transcript is spliced from 16 exons. Lineage: Eukaryota; Metazoa; Chordata; Mammalia; Rodentia; Chinchillidae. Gene Ontology annotation, cellular component: nucleolus. Gene Ontology annotation, biological process: maturation of LSU-rRNA; rRNA base methylation.